This is a messenger RNA of Otolemur garnettii (small-eared galago), 3155 nucleotides long. It is a transcript of the gene GNAI1, whose product is annotated as G protein subunit alpha i1. Gene Ontology annotation, biological process: adenylate cyclase-modulating G protein-coupled receptor signaling pathway. Gene Ontology annotation, cellular component: heterotrimeric G-protein complex. Gene Ontology annotation, molecular function: GTPase activity; GTP binding; G protein-coupled serotonin receptor binding. Lineage: Eukaryota; Metazoa; Chordata; Mammalia; Primates; Galagidae. The record is from RefSeq and is a predicted model, not a curated record. The transcript is spliced from 8 exons. Bases 303 to 1262 code for a protein of 319 amino acids.
GAAAUCUGUGCUUUGGUGGGGCCUCUGUAGGAUUGAAGUCUUUCCUGUUAACUUCCUAUGGCGACUCACUAAAGUGUUAAAAGGAGCACUGAUUAUAUUUACCCUACACACGGGAACAGGCUGCUGAGGAUGCUUGGAUUUUAUUGUUGUGGGGCCAUGGAAACCACCAAGUUGGGUGGAAAGAUUUGCUCCAGUAGUAGGUAGGGCUGAUACUCGAGUGAGUGGUGAAAACCGCUGUGAAAGGAUUGAAAGGGUCACACCAGACAACAGGAUUCUCUCUCUGCUGCCGUGGUUUCUGAUGAAUGAGAUUUGCAGGUGCUGGUGAAUCUGGGAAAAGUACAAUUGUGAAGCAGAUGAAAAUCAUCCACGAAGCUGGUUAUUCAGAAGAGGAGUGUAAACAGUACAAAGCGGUGGUCUACAGUAACACCAUCCAGUCAAUCAUCGCCAUCAUUCGGGCCAUGGGGAGGUUGAAGAUAGACUUUGGGGACUCAGCUCGGGCGGAUGAUGCUCGCCAGCUCUUUGUGCUUGCUGGAGCCGCUGAGGAGGGCUUUAUGACUACAGAACUUGCUGGUGUGAUAAAGAGGUUGUGGAAUGACAGUGGUGUACAAGCAUGUUUCAACAGAUCCCGAGAGUACCAGCUGAACGAUUCUGCAGCCUACUAUUUAAAUGACUUGGACAGAAUAGCACAACCAAAUUAUAUCCCAACCCAGCAGGAUGUUCUCAGAACUAGAGUGAAAACUACGGGAAUUGUGGAAACCCACUUUACUUUCAAAGAUCUUCAUUUUAAAAUGUUUGAUGUGGGCGGUCAAAGAUCUGAGCGGAAGAAGUGGAUUCAUUGCUUCGAAGGAGUGACCGCCAUCAUCUUCUGCGUAGCCCUGAGUGACUAUGACCUGGUUCUGGCCGAAGAUGAAGAAAUGAAUCGAAUGCAUGAAAGCAUGAAGUUGUUUGACAGCAUCUGUAACAACAAGUGGUUUACGGAUACAUCUAUUAUACUGUUUCUAAACAAGAAGGAUCUCUUUGAAGAAAAAAUUAAAAAGAGCCCUCUUACUAUAUGCUAUCCAGAAUACGGAGGAUCAAACACAUAUGAAGAGGCAGCUGCGUAUAUUCAGUGUCAGUUUGAAGACCUCAAUAAAAGAAAGGACACAAAGGAAAUAUACACCCACUUCACAUGUGCCACAGAUACAAAGAACGUGCAGUUUGUUUUUGAUGCUGUAACAGAUGUCAUCAUAAAAAAUAAUCUAAAAGAUUGUGGUCUCUUCUGAGUUAUGCAGUUAAUGGUAAAAUGCAUUUUCAAGCCAAAUGAGUACUUAUAUCUGGAUCUCUCUAGACUAGAGUCUUGCAGCAACACAGAAUGUAGUAUACAGCAGAUGCAUCUGGGACCUGACCAAAGUUGUUGUGUAUUUUUUUUUUUUUUAACUGAAAGUAACAGAGGGACCUUUCUUGAAUGUGAAAGGUGGUCUUGUAGUGUGAAACUGAAGGACAGUGUUAAAGCUGGGCUCUAGUGUACUGAUUUCUGCGUAAGUGUAAAUAUGCAAAUGUAUGUAUACAUGUAUUUAUGGCUUUGGUUUCCCACAUUCCUUUUAGGUUUUAAGAGUGGCAACUGACAAUUCUAGAGUGAUGGCUUUGGAAAUAGCAUAAAUAUUAAGUACCUUGUACUGGAUGACAGACGAUUACUAUGUUUGCCGGUUUUAAACAGAUUUAUUUAUGUUCAUGUCCUGUAAAUUUUUAAGUACAGUAAUUAAUAUUAGGAAACAUUGCAGCCCUUAUCUUGAUUAUAUGUAUACUUGUAUUCAUAAAAAACGUUAUUUGUAUAAACAUUGCACAGACUAUUUUAAUAACAUGAUUUGUUCUUUAAUGUGUUUUACUGAAAAGUUCUUAAAGAGGAUGACUUUGGAUCCAUUAUUUAAACAUUGUGUGCAUUUUGAUUUUUCUUUUAAGAAAAUAAAAUAAUUUGAUUUUACUUUAGCUUCCAUGUUAGAUUUGAUUUGAAAAACUAAAAUUUCAGAUUUUUGAGAAUAUGUUCUCUAGACUUAUUGUAAACACUUAAUUUUUAUUCUCUUGGUUUCUUUUCACUUUGAAUUUUAAUAUUUGGCUAGUAUUCAUGCCAUUGCCUUAAAGGUGAUGCCAGAUUAAUUUUUAUACAUUUUAAAUAACCACGUUUUUAUUUAUAACUAAGUUUAGGUGGAUGUUGAGAGAAUUUUUGUGGGCAAAACAAAUGUCAGCAUAAUGAAUUUUGAGCAUUCAUUUGUGUAUUUCCUUUGGGAAGUCCCUUGUACCUAGCAUACAUGAUAGCUCCUUGUUUGGAAGAUAACAAAAAAGGUCUUUGAAUACUGUGUUGCCGAUGUCAUGCAAGCUUUAAAUUUAUAUAUGUAAGGAAUUUUAAAUUUAAUUAUCACACUAUACUAGAAAUACUUUUUUUCCCCAAGAUAUUUAAAUUUCCUCCACUUGCUUGAGUUUCUAUUAUUUCUUUUUAAAUUAUGCUUUUAUUUCUGAGAAUAAAAUGGACAAUUCCACUUAGAGAAUGAGUAAUAGUAUUUAAUAAAGUCAGUGAUUGUACGUAUGUUCAAAUAAGUGUUACAUAACAGCUAGAUAUUGAACUUUGAUAGAAUAAUUUUCUUUUGAUUAUUCAGUGUAUCUCUGUGUCCUGUUUCAACAACAUGAACAGCAUUCCCCACCCUACCUCCCCUCUUCCCCCCCCAUCUUGAAAAAAACUAGUCUUUCAGUAAGCAUUGCUGGUAAGUAGUAAGUUUAAUUUGUGUCGUCAUUUUGUUAAAGUAUAUUUGUUAAAGUAUUGGGAUGUGUGUAUGUGAAUAACCAUAAAUUAUAUUCAUGUCUGUUUCAUUUGGGGGAUUUUCUUCUUCGUAAUGUAAAGAAAUUCAGUGUUAUCAGAAUUCCUUAAAUGUGUUAGAUUCUUUAUGUGCCUUCCAUGAAAGAUAUGUUUUCAUUGAUUUUACUGCUGGAAGACCUGUGCUAUCCACAUUGUGAAGCUGUGUAUGGAAUUCAACUAUAAUAUGAAUAAAUUUGAAUCAUGAGAAAACUGGUUUUAAAAGUUACAAAUAAGCACACAUUGGUGACCAUCAUUGAUGAAUUUCUGAACUUUAUUCUGUGUACUUGUGUUACUAAUAAAUUCUAAUAAAUUUACAUUUUUAAAAUUU